Caretta caretta (loggerhead turtle) is the source of this 9074-nucleotide messenger RNA. It is a transcript of the gene RGS12, whose product is annotated as regulator of G protein signaling 12. Gene Ontology annotation, biological process: regulation of G protein-coupled receptor signaling pathway; signal transduction. Lineage: Eukaryota; Metazoa; Chordata; Testudines; Cheloniidae. The record is from RefSeq and is a predicted model, not a curated record. Gene Ontology annotation, cellular component: cytoplasm; plasma membrane; nucleus. Gene Ontology annotation, molecular function: protein binding; GTPase activator activity.
GUUCUUUGUAUUGUCUCUUCUCUCCGGUCGGGAACCCGACCGCCAGUCUUGCCGGGUGAGUGACUGACAGCUCCCUGCAGCCAGUGGCCGAGGUGCUGGGUGGUGGAGACAGACGCCCGUCGCCCCGGUGACCGGUGGCGAGCUGGUGACUCGGUGAGGCGCUGGAGUCCUGGGGAACGGAGACCACAUGGUAGGCCACUUUAAAUUAAGGGAUGAGCAUAACACAGAACAAUAUUGCUGUUCUACAUGAUCAGAUGUGAUGCACUGUGUGGUCAGGUUUCUCGAAUCUACUGUGAACUCCAAAGGCUGUUGUGGUGCCUGAACAUAGUCACAGACCAGGGUACCCAAGGGGACUGUCUAUCUUGCCACGCAGGACUUCUGCAGAUAAAGGAACUGGGAUUCCAGGAAAGCACUUACGUGAAACAUGAAUAAGAAUUGGACUAAUUAAGGGUUCCUCCUGUUCCAGAGAUUAACCAAAAUGUAUAGACCAGGGGAAACAGUGAAACGUCGACUCAAUAUGCAUGCUCCUCCUCGGAUAAGAAGCGUGGAAGUUGCAAGAGGAAGAGCUGGCUAUGGGUUCACCCUUUCUGGACAAGCUCCCUGUGUUCUGAGCUGCGUUAUGAAAGGAAGUCCUGCAGAUUAUGUUGGACUUAAAGCAGGAGAUCAAAUAUUUGCAAUUAAUGAAAUUAAUGUAAAACAAGCUUCUCAUGAAGAUGUGGUAAAACUAAUAGGAAAAUGUUCUGGAGUCCUGCACAUGGUCAUCGCUGAAGGCAACAGUCAUAUUGACUCAUGUUCUAGUGAUGAAGAAGUUGGUUUUUAUGAUGGGAAAGGGUGGCUGAAGCCAAAGCCUGACUCUAAAGCCUUGGGUAUAAAUAGAGCAGAGAAGGUUGUUGAAGAAAUGCAGUCUGGUGGAAUUUUCAACAUGAUCUUUGAAAAUCCUAGUUUUUGUGCUGGUAAUGCAGAGAAUUCAGUACCAAAACAAAGAGCCCUUUCUGAGACUGCUGCUACUAAAUUUGAAACUGGACAUGAAAGUAUAAAUAACAAUCCUAAUCUACUUUCAAAGGAAGAAAUAUCCAAAGUGUUGCAUGAUGAUUUAGUUUUUCAAAUUGGACUGGAAAAUCCAGAGGACUUUGGGUUAGAUGCAAGUAUUUUAAAUGUUGCUAUGGUGGUAGGUUACCUAGGCUCGAUUGAACUUCCUUCAACAAGCUCAAAUCUGGAAAAUGACAGUUUGCAGGCUAUUCGGGGAUGUAUGAGACGCCUUCGGGCAGAACAGAAAAUCCAUUCAUUGGUGAUGAUGAAGAUUAUGCAUGACUGUAUUCAGCUCUGCAGUGACAAGUCUGGUGUAGUAGCAGAAUAUCCUGCUGAGAAACUGGCAUUUAGUGCUGUGUGCCCUGAUGAUAGACGAUUUUUUGGGCUAGUUACCAUGCAGACAAAUGAUGAUGCAAGCUUGGCUCAAGAAGAUGAAGGGGUUCUGAGGACAUCUUGUCAUGUGUUCAUGGUGGAUCCGGAAUUAUUUCAUCAUAAAAUUCACCAAGGUAUAGCAAGACGUUUUGGACUGGAGUGUACAGCAGAUCCAGACACAAAUGGCUGUUUAGAAUUUCCAACAUCAUCUUUACCUGUUCUUCAAUUUAUCUCUGUCCUCUAUAGGGAUAUGGGUGAGCUGAUUGAGGGAAUGCGAGCAAGGGCUUUUCUUGAUGGCGAUGCAGAUGCUCAUCAGAAUAACAGUACAAGCAGCAACAGUGAUAGUGGUAUUGGAAAUUUUAACCAAGAGGAAAAAAGCAAUAGAGUUUUGGUGGUUGAUUUAGGAGGCAAUCCAAAUAAACAUAUUCCUAAUAGUAUGUGGGAAAAUCCAGUUGGAAGGGGACAGAAUCAACAUGCUUCCCAUUGGAAUGGCUUCUGUCAAGAACAAGAAGGAAACACUCCUUUAGAAAUAAUUCAGAAUGACAAAUCACAAAAUUUAAGUAAGCACUUAAGUCCUUCAACUCGUAUUGAAGUUCCACUAGUUUCUUCUCGAAGUUCAGUGCCGCCAUCCAAGAAAAGUACUGCAGGCAUAGGCAAUCAGAGAUGGUUGCCUGUUCAUGUCUUACAAGAAUGGCAACAUGGAAAUGCCAGUGACCAGGAGUCUUAUACAGAUUCUACAGAUGGCUGGUCAAGUAUUAACUGUGGCACUCUUCCCCCUCCAAUGAAUAAGAUUCCAGCUGACAGAUACAGAGUUGAUGGCAGCUUUGGCCAGCCCCAGUUAACAUCUCAUAAAAAUGAAUGGUCUAAGAAUGUGUUUUGCACACACAAGAAGUUUGGUCCUCAACACAAUAUUAGAAAGUCUAAAGAAGCUAAAAAGGGUGCCAAAUUUGGACAUCCAGUUGGAUUAGCCCUCGCUCCCCAACGUUCUUCUGUUCGGAGAUCAUUUGGAAGAUCUAAGCGAUUUAGCAUUACUCGUUCACUGGAUGAUCUUGAGUCUGCAACUGUGUCUGAUGGAGAGCUAAACAGUAGUGAUUUAAAAGACUGUAUCAGUGAUAAUAGCCUGAGUAGCAAUGCUAGUCUUCCUAGUGUACAGAGCUGUCGACGACUCCGAGAAAGAAGAGUUGCAAGCUGGGCCGUUUCAUUUGAACGUCUUCUGCAGGAUCCUGUUGGAGUUAGAUUUUUCUCAGAAUUUCUACGGAAAGAGUUUAGUGAAGAAAAUAUUUUAUUCUGGCAGGCCUGUGAAUAUUUUAACCAUGUACCUGCACAUGACAAAAAAGAGCUUUCUUACAGAGCUCGAGAGAUCUUCAGCAGGUUUUUGUGUAGCAAAGCUACAACCCCAGUUAAUAUUGAUAGCCAGGCACAGUUGGCGGAUGAUAUUCUCAGUGCUCCACGUCCAGAUAUGUUCAAAGAACAGCAGCUUCAGAUUUUUAAUCUGAUGAAGUUUGAUAGCUAUACUCGCUUUCUGAAAUCCCCGCUUUACCAAGAAUGCAUUCUGGCUGAAGUAGAAGGUCGCCCUAUUCCUGAUCCACAGCGUGUUCCCAGCAGCCCUACAUCUAAACACAGUAUCAGCUCAGAGCGGUCCCAUAUCUCAACACCAAAAAAGUUAAUUGGAAAAUCAAAGUCAGGAAGGUCCUUAAAUGAAGAAUCUGGAGAGGAAGACGCUGAGAGAAAAAAAAAAGGGACAUUUUUCUCCUGGUCAAGAAGUAAGAGUGUGGGGAGAUCGCAGAAAAAAAGGGAAAAUGAUGACUACCAAAAUGAUUCUAUGCAUACCAACGGAUUAUUUUGCAGACGUGAAUCACAAGGCUCUAUGUCGUCAGCUGCAAGUCUUGAACUGUCUGAUGCCUCUCGGGUAUCUGCAUCUUUACCUGAUAAAGAGAAAUCCUCAAAAUACUGCUGUAUAAACCUUCCAGAUGGCUCAUCCUGUAAAAUGGUUGUUAAAUCAGGAUUCUCAGUCAAAGAGAUGUUAUCUGGGCUCUGUGAGAAACAUGGCAUUAACAUAGCUGCAGUAGACCUAUUUUUAGUUGGAGGAGACAAGCCACUUGUAUUGCAUCAAGACAGUAGCAUCUUGGAUUCUCGGGAUCUACGUUUAGAAAAGCGUACUUUAUUUCGGCUGGAUCUUGUUCCAAUCAAUAGAUCAGUUGGUUUGAAGGCUAAACCUACUAAGCCAGUAACGGAAGUUCUACGGCCUGUGGUUGCAAAAUAUGGCUUAAAUCUUAAUGAACUUGUGGCAAAACUAAAUGGUGAUCAGGAACCACUAGAUCUUGGUGUCCCUAUAUCUAAUCUGGAUGGUCAACGAGUUGUAUUAUAUGAAAAAGAGCCAACAAAAGGAAGAGACAGACAAAAAGGCGCCCCAGUAAAACAAAGUACGGUUGUAACUUCUACUUCAAGAAAUCAGUCAUCUACAGGAGAGGGAAGAACUCUAGGAAAGUCUAAUUCAAUUAAAAUAAAAGGCGAAAAUGGAAAAAAUGCUAGGGAUGCUCGGCUAUCAAAGAGAGAAGAAUCUCUUGCAAAGAUUGGGGGAAAAAAAUAUCAGAAAAUUAAUUUGGACGAAGCAGAGGAGUUUUUUGAACUCAUAUCCAAAGCUCAAAGUAACAGAGCAGAUGACCAACGUGGGCUGCUAAGGAAAGAAGACCUUGUUCUACCUGAUUUUCUUUGUUUACCUCCCAGUGGACAAGAACCACCCUCAUCUACACCAGUGAGCUCUAAAGGUCUCAGCAAGAGAAUUGCAAAAAAUGAUGGCAAGGAUAAAUGUGCACAGCCAAGUGGAAAACGGGAGUCUAUGCAAAACUGUAAUGAAAACUCAAUUAAGAAAACAGGUCAUUCAGAAAAUAAACAUAAGUCUGCUUUGACAACGCUCAACAGUCAGAAGACUUACGAUGUUCCUUUUAGUGCCCCAUUGUCUCCAAUUGCACAUGUACAGGAAAACAAUACAACAAUAUGGAAAAGGCAAUCAAGAGAAUUACAGGCUGAAGGCAUACAGACUAUAGAUGAUGAAAAUGUAGCAGACUUGACUCUUGUGGCUGAAGGAGAUAUUAGUAGCCCUAACAGCACCUUACUGCCGCCACCACCAACACCACGAUCAGAUAUCAGUAAACUCACAGAAGCCAACUAUCCACCACCAACUCCACUGGCAGGUAAUCAGGAAAAUUCUGGAUAUCAAAGAUCCAAUUCAGGUAUGAACCACAGAAAGAAAAAAGAUUCACCAGGGGCUGCAGGAAACUUCUGUGAGCAAAGCUCUCACAAAACAAAGACCAACAGAAGCCUUAAUCCUCCUGGUGGUAGGGAUAAUCUUCCCACUUCUGUAAACAGAGUAAUUGAUGUGGAUGGAGUUAAACUGGAAGACAGUGGCACACGAUCCUGUGAUGAUUCAGAAGGGAACCUCAGCUUCGAAGGCUGUAUCUCUGAACUGAGAUCUUGCCAGGGGAGGAUGCGGACAGGAGUUUAUAGGACAUCAGACCUCCCCUCUCUGAUUACUGUCAAGAGUGAGAAAAACAAGGGUGCUGAGAAUCAAUACAAAGCUACUUUUGUUUAAAUCUCUAUUUUUAAUUAACAGCUUCAGCAUUUUUGCCUGGCAUCGUUAGCACUAGAGCUAUGCAUUAUGAGCAUGUUCCUGCAAGUUACUCAGUGUUUUCAAUUCCUAUUGGCUUCAAUAGGCAUUUAAAAUAGUCAGCAUCUCCCAAGAUCAGUCCUUAUAUGAAUUGGAACCUGUAUAAUGAAAAGUAGUAUUUAAACAAAAGUGUUGAGAUAUUUAAUUUUGUUCUGUCACCUAAUGGACUUUCUAACGUUGUUUUCCAUAUCAUGGUUCCUGUUGGUACUUUGACCAAAUUGGUGAGGUUAAAAUUCUCAUGGAAUAAAGCCAUCCUUUAAUGUCUUUGAGAAAGACAAAGUCAUUUUAAGUCCCACCUAGGUUUUUACAGAAGGUGGUUUUGGUUUUUCAUCUUAAUCUUCUAAUGUAUUUUCCUAGUCCACAAUAUUCCUUGGUGCUGCUAGACUUGUAUUUUGGAUGAGAAGUGUACUAUUCGUUAUUAUUUGGACAGCAUUGAGACUCUUUGUUUGGCAAAUCUUCCUGUCUACUGAUAGCAUUUGAGAAAUCCAGGGGGAGUUCAAUCUUGUUAUAAAGAUUACCUGAGUGGAUAUAUGCAUUCUAGCAUGCUUUUUACACAGGCAGGAAUCCAGAUUCAAGAAAGCCAUAAAGCUCAUUCAGACAGAGCAAUAGCAGCUUCUGUAGCUUGCCUUGGUAACAUAUCCAUAGCAGUGAUUUAUAAAGCAGCUGCAUGGAGGUCAUCCAAAUCUUUACAUGGCACUGUUCUCUCUCUGUCUGUGAGUUUAUUUUAAUCUAUAAUUAAAUAUUCCUCUUCCUCCUUCUAGGUUAGAUUGGUAUUUUUAGCUAAUCUUCUAAAUUAGUGAGUAAUUAUGAAGGAAGAAGAAAGGAUUCUUGGCUGUUCUCUAAAUUUAUUGUCUCUGCAGAUCUACACUUGUUCUUCUUUCUUUCCCAUUUCUUUUGAAUUAGUAAUGAUUCUGGGAGCUGAAAGAGAUAUUGAAGAAAUGUGAAGCAUGGGCCUCUAUCAAUCUCUGUUUGACAGUCUUGAGUGUAUACAUUAAGUUGCAUAUCGGUUCACUGCUUUGAAUUGAUUCUGGGACUCAUGAGGCAUAGUGCAUGGCUCCUAGAUUGUGGAUCUGAAGAGGCAAUAAAUCUGGAGAACUACUGUUAUUGCUAAGUAACCUAUUUUUCAUUGCUCCUCCUUCAUGAAGCUUAUCACAAAUUGUGAACUUUUUCAUAACGGGGAAAUGCUAUAGCAAAUUAAUCAGUUUUUAAAGCUCAGAUGUAUUUGCCAUGUCUAAAGGGUUUGCAGAUUCUUAAGAUUAUGCAACAGUAAUAUAAGACCUUCCCAAUGUAAAGAAUUAUGGGCACAGUUCCAUUAACUUCAGUGGAGUUUCACUUAUUUACACCAGUAGAGACUUUGGCCCUAGGUUUGGGGAACACAUUUGCUAACAUUAAACCCGGCUCAGUCAAUUGUAUGCUCAGGAUUGUUUACUUUUUUUAAUACAGUUGUUGGUGGAUGAGUAAUAUAUACCUGUCAUGAAAAACAGCUGCUCCUUAACAAAUUUCCAAAAUUAAGAUUGGACUGAGAAUAACAUUAAAGUUGGGCUGAUACUGCAGUAUCUUCUACAGUAGGGGCAUUGAAAAACUCAGAGUAUUCAUAAGGAGAUACGGAGACUUUCAGCUCUAAAUUAGUGAUUCAAACCUUACUUGUGCCAGUUGGUAGCAGAAAGCUAUCAUCGGACUGUAAAUGAAGUGAGUUGGUUAUGGGAGUCCAGUUCCCUGUGGCUAGAUGCCUACAUCACAGAAACCCAUCAUAUUUGGCAGUAAGUGCAGUCAUCCUGGCAGGGACUGAAUAGGCACUGAGCCUGAAGUAACUUCUUAUCCCGAGUGUAGCCUAUAAGUAUAGAUAUUUGCUAGAUGAGGCAUAGGUAUAAGUUAAGGCAAUAAUGCAGUGAGCCUACAAGCUGGUAUAAACUAGCAUCUGGUGGUUACUUGUCAACACUAUAACGUAGUGGUUAAAGGACAUUGGUGAUGCGGUAUGGGGGAGCUUUCCCUGCUGGUACUCAGCUGCUACUUGUUCUGUGGCUAAAUGGAGAACUUAAGUCUUCAAAGUUUUCAUACUGGCUGUAGAUUGUAGUCCAUAGGAUACAUUAUUCUAUAUCUUCUUAUACUGCAUCUAUAGGAUUAGUAUAAUUAUCUUGAGAGAUAAUUUAAAACAUCUCUGUAUUCUUUAAGAUCCUUUCCCCAUAUUCCAGCUGUCUUGUGUCAUUGUAUUGACACCAUUAUGAUACAAAUUCACUGCUGGCGGGACAGGUUUUCAUCUUUAUAAAUGUCCAUGUUUUUGGCUGAGAGCUUUGCUCUGAUCAAAGCAAAAUAUCUUCACACAUCAGUAAUCCCCAACAAAUGGGCUCCUUGCCAUCUGCCCCUGAAUAUGUUGCACCUUGCGGUGUGUCUUUGAAAAUCAACUCCUGCCCCAGUACUGUAGUGAAUAUUUAAAACUGAAAUGCAGUAGUUGGUGUCUAGGAUGAUUCCUGAUCAAAAUGUUGGUGGGACACUGUAACUUGCCUUAGCUGCAUGUAUACUCAUCAAAGACCUGAUCCUGUAAGUGAUCCUCUGUUGCAGAAUUCCCAUUGAAACCAAAGGGAGUUCUGUGACCAAGAUCUUAAUGACACCUUUGAAUGUGCCUCCCAGGCCUCUGCUAUCAUUACUAAACUUUAGUAGAACCUCAGAGUUAUGAACUAACCGAUCAACUACACACCUCAUUUGGAAUCAGAAGUAUGUAAUCAGGCAGCAGAGAGAAAAAAAUAAAAAAAGGAGCAAAUACUGUACACUACAGUACUGUGUUAAACAUAAACUACUAAAAGUACGGGGAAAGUUUUUUAAAAAGGUUUGACAAGGUAAGGAAACUGUUUCAGUGCUUGUUUCAUUUAAAUUAAGAUUUAAAAAAGCAUUUUUCUUCUUUAUAGUAAAGUUUCAAAGCUGUAUUAAGUCGAUGUUCAUUUGUAAACCUUUGAAAGAACAACCAUAACAUUUUGUUCCAAGUUACGAACAUUUCAGAGUUAUGAACAACCUCCAUUCCCAACGUGUUCAUAACUCUGAGGUUCUACUGCAUUCACAGAAGUUCUGCUACUUUUGCUGUGGAGUCCCCUACUGGAAUGUUCACACAUGCUCUGUGCUAGGGCAUUGGAGCAAUUCCCCUGUGUGGAUACUUGAUCUGAAAGAGCUAUUUGGCUAAAUUAGAAAUGGGAAUGGAGUUAUAAUAUUGGGAUGAAGGUGCAUUUGUUUCACCCCAGUGGCAGAGCCAUCUUUGUUCAUCAUAAACCUUUCACCUCUUUUCAAACAUAAUAAUAAUUUUAGAAAUUAAAUAUCAGUUUGCCAUUAAAACCUUUCUGUGGCUGCUUAGCUGCUGAGGUGUAAGAAAGAUCUGUUGUAUUAGAUUCUGAGGGCAGCAAACUGGAUUUGACAGAAUGGAUAUUCAACCCAAGUUCAGAGAAAUGUAUGAUGUAAAAGAAAGCUGCCUUAAAAUGGGUUUUCUUAAACAGAGAGGGGGAGGGGAAGACAGGACCGGACUUGGCUGCAUGCCUGGAAAGCACAGGACUGUGAACCAAGGAACCUGGAAUACAGGAAAAUAAUUCUUCUCUAUUUCAGCAAUAUCAUAUUCAAAACUGCUUCUGAAUAUGAGCCACAUGUAAACUCCAGCUGCAGGAGUGGUGUUUAAAAAUAUGACCCCAUACCUUAGGGCUCAAGGCAAUUUAUUGCUUAAGCUUAGAAAUAAUUAAUAAUAUUAGCUUUACUUUGCAAGGUCUGGGAGAAUGUAGAAACUAAACCAACACAGUAUUACUGCUGGAAUCAGUUGCCAGGGUUAAUGGAGUUAAUAAAACAAAAUGGAUACAGCCAAUCCCAGAAUUGUAUUUAAAGAGUGAUUGUGCUUUGAGCAAUGUCCUGCAUAUUUAACUAUUGGGUGACCGUAUCAACAUAAGAUGGUUUUAAGACAGGUUUCAGAGUAGCAGCCGUGUUAGUCUGUAUCCAUAAAAAGAAAAGGAGUACUUGUGGCACCUUAGAGACUACC